Colletotrichum truncatum is the source of this 2508-nucleotide messenger RNA. RefSeq names its product glycoside hydrolase family 3 domain protein. Gene Ontology annotation, biological process: glucan catabolic process. The record is from RefSeq and is a predicted model, not a curated record. Gene Ontology annotation, molecular function: beta-glucosidase activity. NCBI's taxonomy places the organism in Eukaryota, Fungi, Ascomycota, Sordariomycetes, Glomerellales, Glomerellaceae.
AUGGGUUCUCAAAUCGACGAGAGGGACUUCACGUCUCUUCUUCCCGAGCUGACCUUGGAGGAGAAGAUCGCCCUUCUUUCUGGCCGCGAUUUCUCCACGGCAGCAGGCGUUCCUCGCUUGAAUAUACCUCCCAUCAGAGUUUCGGACUCCAUUGCCGGAGUGCGCCCUUCAGGCAUCACAGCUGAUAUGACGACCGCUUGUUUCCCCAACGCAUCUUGCAUGGCCUCGACAUGGGACGCCGAGCUGCUUGUUCGGUUGGGCGAGGAACUCGCCAACCAAGGGCGUCUGAAGAGUUCACAGAUCGUCCUGGGCCCCAACAUCAACAUGCACCGAGACCCUCGCGGUGGUCGCAACUUCGAGUGCUUCAGCGAGGAUCCGGUGCUAGCCGGUCAGCUUGCAGGCGCAAUCGUCAACGGUAUUCAGAAGGAUGGCGUCGGCGCGUGUCCCAAGCACUUUGUCUGCAACGACUCAGAGACACAGAGACACUUCUACGACGUUCAAGAGUCGGUUGAUGGCCGCACAUUGAGGGAGAUAUAUCUCGCAUCGUGGCAACAUAUGCUGCGCACAUCGGACCCGGUUGCGAUUAUGACUGCAUACAACAAGGUCGAGGGCACAUUUUGCAGUGAGCACGAGCCUCUCAUCGAACGAGUCCUCCGAAAAGAAUGGGACUUCAAAGGAAUCACCAUGAGCGACUGGUUCGCUGUCCACGACACGGUUGCGCCCAUCAAGGCGGGACUCGAUCUUGAGAUGCCCUUCCCCAUAUUCAGGGGUGGAAGGCUAGCAGAGGCUGUCAAGUCCGGCAAGGUCUCUGAAGCAGAGAUCGAUGCCAGAGCCCUCAAGAUGCUAGACCUCCGAAAUCGCACGAGGAAGUGUCUCGGUGAGAGGCCAGAAAGGUCUGAGAUUACUGAGAAGACAAACAACCUAUCGCGCGAGAUUGCGACAGGUGGCAUCGUGCUCCUUAAAAACGAGAGCGAGGCGCUUCCUUUGGACCCCUCAAAGACCACCAAGGUGGCGCUGAUCGGGGAGUAUGCCGGAUCACCUGUUGUUACGGGCGGAGGAAGCGCGUCAUGCACGCCUCAGUACAGGCACUCGCCGCUACAAGUUUUGAAGAAGGCGUUCCCUGGAGAUGAUGGCGUUCGAUACGCCUCCGGCGUCCGCACAAGGCGAAUCAUUCCUGUGGCCCCGGCGUCGAAGCUUACAUCCCAAGACGGACGUCACGGCGUCGAUAUCAAGUACUUCAACAACGACUCACCAGAGCCGAUCCUGGAGGAGUUCCAGGAGAAGGCCGAGUCCUGGAUGCUGGGCGAAUUCAAGGCCGGGCUUAAGGUCCCCGGAUCUCACCUUCAAAUCACGACCAAACUGACGCCCGAGACUACAGGGGAGCAUACCCUUGCUGUGCGAACCACUGGAGACUUCUCCCUCACUGUCGAUGGAAAGGAAGUCCUCUCAGGUCCCCAGAAAAACAUCGCCACCGAGCAGUUCAUCUUCAAUCACAUUAAGCUCGAGAACCGUGUUCAAAUUUCUCUUAACGCUGGCCAAGCCUACGACAUCAAGCUGAGCAUGAAGUCACCGGAUCGCCUAGUCAAGGGCGAGCCGACUCCAUAUGCAGCCACCCUCUGCUUUGAAGAAUUCUACUCCGAGGAAGCUGCCAUUGCAGAGGCAGUUGAGCUGGCAAAGACAUCAGAUGUCAGCAUCAUUUAUGCCGGACGCAACGACCAGUACGAGUCUGAGGGCUACGAUCUGGAAGACAUCCGCAUGCCAGAGAACCAAGUCGCAUUGAUCAAGGCCGUUGCAGCCGCAUCCAAGAAGACGGUCCUCGUGCUGCACUGCGGUAACCCCAUCGACGUCAGCGCCAUCGUUGGUGAUGUCGAUGCUGUCUUGGCUGCUCAUUUCCCUGGUCAGGAGGGAGCGCAAGCAGUGGCGGACCUCCUGACGGGUAAGACGAACCCUAGCGGGCGCCUCGCAACAACGUGGUUCAAGACGUUGGAGGAUUGCCCUAGCUUUGGUAACUUUCCCGCCACCGAGUCGGAAGAGGGCAAUGUAUCGAUCCGAUACUCGGAAGGUCUUGGCGUCGGGUAUCGGCACGCCGAAGCAGAGAAGCGCACGAGAUGGGGCUUCGGCUACGGUCUCUCCUACACAUCCUUCUCUUACUCUGAUCUGGUUACAACGGUUGACGAGGCUUCUGGCGUUGCCAAGCUAAGAUGCUCAGUCAAGGUAACCAAUACGGGUUCUCGUGCUGGAAAGGAGGUUGUGCAAUUCUUCAUUACACCAUCAAAGGACAGCUCGGUGUGGAGGCCGGCGCGUGAGCUAAAGGGCUUCACCAAAUUAGAUCUACAGCCCGGAGAAUCAAAGGAGGCCAAGGUAGAAAUCGACCUGCGAGUGGCUGGCAGUUAUUGGGAUGAAACUCUAAAGGCGUGGAAGCUCGAGAAGGGGUCAUACGGAGUACAGGUGGGAGGCUCCCAAGCAUCUUUUGAGGUUACGGCGGAGGCUGUUUGGAAUGGACUGUGA